GGCUCAGUGUUUUAUUGUCGCCAGAGAACUGCUGUAAUGGCGGUGUCUCGUCGCUCUUCGCAGCAGCAGAGUACGUUACAAUCCCCGCCUAGAAACAACGCUCUUUCAGGUGCUUCUCCGGCCUCGCCGCCCAUGGCUUUGCUGUCCCCGGCUGUGGGAAUAUCGGAGAAUGAGAGGGAAUGUAACGGAGGGAUUGAGAUGGCUCUGGCCUCCCCGGACCUACCAGUCCCGAUCCUGGCGAGCAGCGCGAGCUCCACCACGACAACCUCAGGCGGAGGCAGCAGCAUCUCGAGCCCCGGCUCUGGUGUGACCAGCCCCAGCGACGGUAGCAGCGGCGUCGGUGGCGCGUUCAGAGAAUUGUUCGAAGCCUGUCGAAAUGGUGAUGUGUCCCGUGUUAAAAGACUCGUGGAUUCGGUGAAUGUAAACGCGAAGGACAUGGCUGGCCGAAAAUCCACUCCGCUUCAUUUCGCUGCGGGCUUUGGUAGAAAAGAUGUGGUGGAACACCUCCUGCAGACAGGGGCUAAUGUUCAUGCCAGGGAUGAUGGAGGUCUCAUUCCUCUACACAAUGCGUGCUCUUUUGGCCACGCAGAGGUCGUCAGCCUCCUCUUGUGUCAAGGUGCCGAUCCAAAUGCCAGAGACAACUGGAACUACACUCCAUUACACGAGGCUGCCAUCAAGGGAAAGAUAGAUGUCUGCAUUGUAUUACUUCAGCAUGGUGCUGAUCCAAACAUCCGUAACACAGAUGGUAAAUCGGCUCUGGAUCUUGCUGACCCUUCAGCCAAGGCGGUCCUCACAGGAGAAUAUAAGAAGGAUGAACUCCUUGAAGCAGCAAGGAGUGGAAAUGAAGAAAAACUGAUGGCACUGCUGACUCCAUUAAAUGUCAACUGUCAUGCCAGUGAUGGUCGUAAGUCAACCUCACAAAAAAUGCUGUCCACUCCCCUCCACCUGGCUGCGGGCUACAACCGGGUCCGCAUUGUUCAGCUGCUGCUCCAACAUGGCGCUGAUGUUCACGCCAAGGACAAGGGCGGCCUGGUUCCUCUUCACAACGCCUGCUCAUAUGGACACUAUGAAGUCACCGAGCUUCUGCUCAAACAUGGAGCCUGUGUGAACGCCAUGGACUUGUGGCAGUUCACGCCUCUUCACGAGGCGGCGUCCAAGAACCGAGUGGAGGUCUGUUCCCUGCUCCUGAGCCACGGGGCAGACCCAACCCUGCUAAAUUGUCACAGUAAGAGCGCUGUGGACAUGGCCCCCACUCCAGAGCUGAAAGAGAGGCUCACCUAUGAGUUCAAAGGUCACUCAUUGCUGCAGGCUGCCCGUGAAGCUGACAUGACCAAAGUUAAGAAGACAUUGGCUCUGGAGAUCAUCGGCUUCAAACAUCCUCAAACCAAUGAGACUGCUCUGCACUGUGCUGUGGCGUCCCCCCACCCCAAGAGGAAACAGGUGACUGAGCUGCUGCUUCGUAAAGGUGCCAACAUCAAUGAGAAAAACAAAGACUUCAUGACUCCCCUACACGUUGCUGCGGAAAGAGCUCACAAUGACAUCCUGGAGGUGCUGCAGAAACACGGAGCCAAGGUGAAUGCUGCAGACACACUGGGGCAGACGGCUCUUCACCGAGCAGCGCUGGCGGGUCACAUCCAGACCUGCAAGUUGCUGCUGAGCUACGGGGCAGACCCCUCCAUUGUGUCCCUGCAGGGCUUCACUGCAGCGCAGAUGGGCAACGAGGCUGUGCAACAAAUUCUUAAUGAAAAUGUUCCCACUCGUAAUUCUGAUGUAGACUACAGAUUUCUGGAAGCUGCCAAAGCAGGAGACCUGGACACAGUUCAGCAACUUUGCACCCCCCAGAACGUAAACUGCCGGGACUUGGAGGGCCGUCACUCCACUCCUCUCCACUUUGCAGCAGGUUACAAUCGAGUGGCCGUUGUUGAGUAUCUGCUCCACCAUGGAGCUGAUGUUCACGCCAAAGACAAGGGAGGUCUGGUCCCCCUCCAUAACGCCUGCUCUUAUGGUCACUACGAAGUGGCUGAGCUACUGGUCAGGCAUGGAGCUUCAGUCAAUGUGGCCGACCUCUGGAAGUUCACACCACUUCAUGAGGCUGCAGCCAAAGGGAAAUACGAGAUCUGCAAACUUCUUCUCAAACACGGAGCGGACCCCACCAAGAAGAACCGUGAUGGCAACAUUCCCCUGGACAUGGUGAAAGACGGAGACACAGACAUCCAGGACCUGCUGCGGGGGGACGCCGCCCUGCUGGACGCUGCCAAAAAGGGCUGCCUGGCCAGAGUGCAGAAACUUUGCUCCCCAGAAAAUAUCAACUGCAGAGAUGCUCAGGGGCGAAACUCCACACCGCUCCACCUAGCAGCCGGCUACAACAACCUGGAGGUAGCGGAGUAUCUGUUGGAGCACGGGGCUGAUGUCAACGCCCAGGACAAGGGGGGCCUUAUCCCUCUUCAUAAUGCCGCUUCUUAUGGGCAUGUAGACAUCGCAGCUCUGCUGAUCAAGUACAACACGUGUGUGAAUGCCACAGACAAAUGGGCUUUCACGCCCCUCCACGAGGCGGCCCAGAAGGGUCGGACACAGCUGUGUGCGCUGCUGCUGGCCCAUGGAGCUGACCCCACUAUGAAGAACCAAGAAGGCCAGACUGCUCUGGACCUGGCUACGGCCGAUGAUAUCAGAGCCCUACUGAUGGACGCCAUGCCACCAGACGCGUUGCCCAGCUGCUUCAAGCCGCAGGCCACAGUGGUCAGCGCCUCCGUCAUCUCCCCCGCCUCCACACCAUCCUGUCUGUCAGCAGCCAGCAGCAUAGACAACCUGGCUGGGCCGCUCACUGAGCUGGUUGCUGCUGCCGCCGCCACUUCUGGACCCUCUGGUGUGGCGGACGGAGCCACAGGCACUGACCGCAAGGAAGGAGAAAUGGCAGUUCUGGACAUGAACAUCAGUCAGUUCCUAAAGAGUCUGGGUCUUGAGCACCUGAGGGACAUCUUUGAAAGGGAACAGAUCACACUAGAUGUUCUGGCUGACAUGGGCCACGAGGAGCUGAAGGAGAUUGGGAUUAACGCGUAUGGCCACCGACACAAACUGAUCAAGGGUAUUGAAAGGCUGCUGGGGGGACAGUCAGGUGGCAACCCGUAUCUGACGUUCCACUGUGCCAACCAGGGCACCAUCCUGAUAGACCUGGCCCCUGACGACAAAGAGUACCAGUCUGUAGAGGAGGAGAUGCAGAGCACCAUUAGGGAACACAGAGAUGGAGGCAAUGCGGGUGGCGUCUUCAGCCGAUACAAUAUCAUCAAGAUUCAGAAGGUUGUAAAUAAGAAGCUGAGGGAGCGUUACACCCACAGGCAGAAGGAGAUCGCUGAUGAGAACCAUAACCAUCACAAUGAGCGCAUGUUGUUUCAUGGAUCUCCUUUCAUCAACGCCAUCAUUCACAAAGGUUUUGAUGAACGUCACGCGUACAUCGGAGGGAUGUUUGGAGCAGGAAUUUACUUUGCGGAAAACUCUUCAAAGAGCAAUCAGUACGUCUAUGGUAUCGGCGGAGGCACAGGAUGCCCAACGCACAAAGACCGAUCCUGCUACCUGUGCCAUAGACAAAUGCUAUUCUGCCGAGUGACUUUGGGGAAGUCUUUCCUACAGUUUAGUGCCAUGAAGAUGGCCCAUGCCCCUCCAGGGCAUCACUCGGUGAUUGGGCGGCCCAGUGUUAACGGUUUAGCUUAUGCUGAGUAUGUCAUCUACAGAGGAGAGCAGGCCUACCCAGAGUACCUCAUCACCUACCAGAUCCUUAAACCCGAGAGCACGGCCCUAUCUGCAGCAGGAGCUGAACAGAAGUCAUAGUUGCUUCUAACACUACAAUCUCGCAUAAAGACUUACAGCUUGAUAUCUUUUGUUUUUUGUGUUGCAAAUGCCUGAACAGCGUUUUCAUUACCAAACACAUUUCCAGUGUCCCGCCCUGUAGAAACCAUGGUGGCCAGUGCUUCAUGAGUAGAUAUGCUGUAAAAUACUCUCCUAUUUUUUGUGAUGACCUUGUAUUUUUGCAUUGGCUGCAUGUUAUUAUAGAAGCAUGCGAGUCCCAACAGCGUGCGUGGGUUUACUGCUCCCCUCCAUCCCUCUUCUUCGGCAGGAGGAUGCCCUUUUAGACUCUGAGGAGUGUUUUCCUGCUCUUUGUUGCUUAAUGACUGUGAAGAAUCACAGAAUCUUUUUUCACCAGCCUUUUGACUCACACUCAUCUUCAUGGAAUCCUCACGCCUAAGGAAUACAACCCACCACCACAUGGGUUCACUUUAACGAGACUAACACUCCUGGACUUGUAACAGUGCAACAUUGAUGCUGUAUUGUUUGUUCCAAACAUUAGCUGAACAAACUUAUAAACACUGAAGCUGUCACAUUUUUUCUAUGGUUAUAUUUAUGCUCUUGAGGAAGAGCGCUCACAUAACAAACUUCAGAGGUUUCUCAGUUGUACAAUAAGGAUUUGCAUGAGGGCGAAUGUGUGCUUUGCAAGGCUAAGAGAAGCAUCCUAAUUAAGCAUGGUUAGACCUUUAUAUUAUGACAGCAUUUCAUUAUGCUUUAAACCGAGUUGAUAGAUGUUGAAAUGUGCUUUUGAUGCCUUACAGGUGAAUAACACCUUAACAGCCAUUGAGCUCAUCAAGACACCUCUUCUGUCACCAUGGUCCUACUCAGACAUUCAUGCAUAAGGAUUUGCACUUUUACCUAAAAACCUAUUUAAGUUAUUUUGAAUUAAAUUGAGAAAUUUUGUGGGGAAAACUUAUUUGUACAGGUUGUGUAAAUGGUUGUGUAUAACUGUUGCUGUUUGACAGUAUCUGAGUUAAAAUGUAAAGACAUAUGAAUUUGCCUUUCAUGCCUCUUUGUUUAUCCCAUUUUUUUUAAAUAAAUGUCCCAAUAAUGGC
Messenger RNA from Nothobranchius furzeri (turquoise killifish), 4892 nucleotides. RefSeq names its product poly [ADP-ribose] polymerase tankyrase-1. The record is from RefSeq and is a predicted model, not a curated record. Gene Ontology annotation, molecular function: NAD+ poly-ADP-ribosyltransferase activity; protein binding. Lineage: Eukaryota; Metazoa; Chordata; Actinopteri; Cyprinodontiformes; Nothobranchiidae.